This is a messenger RNA of Caenorhabditis briggsae, 396 nucleotides long. Bases 1 to 396 code for a protein of 131 amino acids. The record is from RefSeq and is a predicted model, not a curated record. Lineage: Eukaryota; Metazoa; Nematoda; Chromadorea; Rhabditida; Rhabditidae. The transcript is spliced from 5 exons.
AUGAUCAGAAUACUUGCCAGUUUAGCUCUUCUAGCUCCGUUUGUUCUCCCAUUCAACUAUAACAAUGCGGGAACUGCCGCUUGUGUUGUUACCAAAAUCAAUGAAGCCUUCGAUAAAGCUGAAGAAAAUGAAGCUAAGAACGCUACAGUACCCCCAAUGCCAAUCCGACCCACUCUUCCAUCCUUCUGUACUGGUGCGGACACCACUAUGUAUAUAUUUGGAGCUUGUACUGUUCAGAAUAAUAAAGUCUACAUUGGUAACGUGAUGGCUCGUGAGCUGGAGGAGAAGGAAAAAGGGAAGCUCGCUGAUUUCGCCAAGAAACUUGCUGCUGUUACGCCGGGAACCGCACCACCAACCGAUAUCUACAAAGGUCUUGAAUUCUGCACGGAACUUUGA